CCAGCUGUCACGCUGCUGACAGCUGUCAAACUCUUUUGCCUCCACAUUUUUCCGUGUGAAACACGUUCGCGUACUCUGCGUACAGAAUUUAAUCGAAAAAAUGGGUUUCGCCAACUUGUGGUACUCGCAUCCGCGUAAAUACGGACAGGGCUCGCGUUUCUGCCGUGCCUGCUCCAACAACCACGGAAUGAUCCGAAAGUACGGGCUGAACAUUUGCCGACAGUGCUUCCGCGAGUACGCCAAGGAUAUUGGCUUCAGGAAGCUGGAUUAAAUAUGGGAUUUUUCUCAACGUUUCUUCGCAUAUGACAUCAAGAUCGAAUUAUUUGCCCCUUGCUGGCAGUAAACAUGCGUUGAAAUGAAAUCGGCAAAUAAAUAACGUAAAAAUCCACACAAAACGA
Anopheles stephensi (Asian malaria mosquito) is the source of this 398-nucleotide messenger RNA. RefSeq names its product 40S ribosomal protein S29 (gene RpS29). Gene Ontology annotation, molecular function: zinc ion binding; structural constituent of ribosome. Gene Ontology annotation, biological process: translation. The coding region runs from base 101 to 271 and encodes 56 amino acids. The transcript has 3 exons. The record is from RefSeq and is a predicted model, not a curated record. Lineage: Eukaryota; Metazoa; Arthropoda; Insecta; Diptera; Culicidae. Gene Ontology annotation, cellular component: cytosolic small ribosomal subunit; ribosome.